GGAGGACAUCUGGUCACGUGGGCUACCGGUAUCCAAGCAGAAGGGGUGAAAUGGAGAACUUUCGAACCACCACCUCUUAGCGAAGCAACUCACGGGAAGAGAGGGAGUCUCAAAAAAAGACAGCAAAGCAAACAGGCAAGGGGCAAGACUGAAAGAGCGAGCGAGAGAGAGGGAGAGGCAGAUAGAGAGGGAGAGACAUAGAUAAGGAGUAGGAGUUGUGCUGACUUGGAAGCACAUGCUGAGAAAAUGCCCACAAACUUCACUGUCGUCCCUGUGGGUGGCGACCAGAAGUCAUCUCAAGAGGACAGAGGCGCUCACAAUGUUCUGAAGGAGGAAGAUGAAGAAGUUUCAGGUGAUGGAAACCCAAAGGAAAGCAGUCCGUUCAUUAACAACACAGACAAUGAUAGAGGAACCCUGUACGAUGGGAAAAACAUGGCACUGUUUGAGGAAGAAAUGGAUAGCAACCCCAUGGUGUCAUCAUUACUCAGCAAACUGGCCAACUACACCAACCUCACUCAGGGGGUUCGGGAGCACGAGGAGGCAGAUGAGGAGGAGGGAGCAAAAAAGCAAACUGUUAAAAGUCCACAGAUGGGGACGUUCAUCGGCGUCUACCUGCCCUGCCUACAGAAUAUCCUAGGGGUCAUCCUGUUUCUGAGAAUGACCUGGAUUGUGGGCACUGCAGGCAUUCUGGAGGCCUUUAUCAUUGUGGCUAUGUGCUGCUCUUGUACGAUGCUUACAGCCAUAUCUAUGAGUGCCAUUGCUACAAAUGGAGUAGUACCAGCUGGAGGGUCGUAUUACAUGAUCUCCCGGUCGCUGGGCCCAGAGUUUGGAGGGGCCGUAGGACUGUGUUUCUAUCUGGGCACCACAUUUGCUGGAGCCAUGUACAUUCUUGGUACUAUAGAGAUUCUUUUGACUUACAUAGUGCCCAGUGCUGCAAUCUUUAAAGCAGAAGACAAGGCUUAUGAGGCGGAGGCCAUGCUGAACAACAUGCGAGUGUAUGGCACCUGCUGCCUGACCCUGAUGGCACUGGUGGUGUUUGUUGGCGUGAAGUAUGUCAAUAAGCUGGCUCUGGUCUUUCUGGCUUGUGUUGUCCUCUCCAUUCUGGCCAUUUAUGCUGGAGUCAUUAAGACCAUUUUUGAGCCGCCGGUCUUUCCGGUCUGCUUGUUGGGCAACCGCACCCUCAAGAACCACGGCUUUGAUAAAUGCGCAAAGACAGAUAUAAUCGGCAAUGUGACCGUCACCACAAAACUGUGGUCUCUCUUCUGUGACUCCCCUGAACUCAACUCCACCUGCAACGAAUACUUUACCCUUAACAAUGUUACAGAGAUCCCUGGCAUUCCUGGUCUCACCAGCGGAGUCAUCUCAGAGAACAUGUGGUCGAGCUAUGGCCCUGCUGGCAUGCUGGUGGAGAAAGCCAUUGAUGCAAUGGAAGCUUCUGAAACAACUAGAGACGUGAACCUGCCCUAUGUGGUCAAUGACAUUGCCACCUUCUUCACACUGCUGGUCGGAAUCUACUUCCCUUCAGUUACAGGUAUAAUGGCUGGAUCUAACCGGUCUGGAGAUCUGAGGGAUGCACAGAGGUCUAUUCCCAUAGGAACCAUUCUCGCUAUAGCGACUACUACCAUCAUCUACCUCUCCUGUGUGGUGCUGUUUGGAGCUUGCAUUGAUGGAGUAGUUCUCAGAGACAAGUUUGGAGACUCUGUCAGAGGAAACUUGGUGAUUGGUACUCUGUCCUGGCCCUCCCCCUGGGUGAUUGUGAUUGGCUCCUUCUUCUCCUGCUGUGGGGCAGGUCUGCAGAGUCUCACUGGUGCCCCCCGGCUGCUCCAAGCCAUCGCUCGGGAUGGCAUAGUGCCUUUUUUAGAGGUUUUUGGCCAUGGCAAAGCGAAUGGAGAGCCCACCUGGGCCCUGCUGCUCACUGCUGGGAUCUGUGAGACAGGCAUUCUCAUCGCUUCACUGGAUGCAGUGGCCCCUAUUCUCUCCAUGUUUUUCCUGAUGUGUUACCUGUUUGUGAACCUGGCCUGUGCUCUCCAGACUCUUUUGCGCACACCCAACUGGAGGCCACGCUUCAAAUAUUAUCACUGGGCGCUGUCCUUCCUGGGUAUGAGCUUGUGUCUUGCCCUGAUGUUCAUCUCUUCCUGGUACUAUGCCCUGGUGGCCAUGCUUAUUGCUGGCUGUAUCUACAAAUACAUUGAGUACAGAGGUGCUGAGAAAGAAUGGGGUGAUGGCAUCCGUGGGAUAUCGCUCAAUGCAGCCCGCUACGCACUCAUUCGACUGGAGGAAGCACCACCACAUACUAAGAACUGGAGGCCUCAGCUGCUGGUUCUGCUGAAUUUGGACUCGGAGCUGCGGGUGAAGCACCCUCGUCUCCUCUCCUUCACCACACAACUCAAAGCAGGCAAGGGCCUGACUAUUGUGGGUUCAGUGCUUGAGGGGACCUAUCUCACCAAGGACAGUGAGGCCAAGAAAGCAGAACAGAACAUCAAGACAGCGAUGGCUACAGAAAGGACUAAAGGCUUCUGCCACGUUGUGGUGUCAUCCAACCUGCGCGAUGGUAUCUCACAUCUCAUCCAGUCUGCGGGUCUUGGGGGCAUGAAGCACAAUUCGGUGCUCAUGGCUUGGCCUGGAUCAUGGAAACAAUCCAAUGACCCUCUCUCAUGGAAAAACUUUAUAGAGACUGUAAGAGAGACUACUGCAGCUCACCAGGCUCUACUGGUGGCUAAAAAUGUGGACAGCUUCCCUCACCAAGAAAGGCUUGGAGAGGGCACUAUAGACGUGUGGUGGAUUGUCCACGAUGGAGGAAUGCUCAUGCUGCUGCCCUUCCUCCUCCGCCAGCACAAGGUUUGGAGGAAGUGUAAGAUGCGCAUCUUCACUGUGGCCCAGAUGGAUGACAAUAGCAUUCAGAUGAAGAAAGACCUGCAGAUGUUCCUGUAUCAUCUUCGACUGGACGCUGAGGUCGAGGUUGUAGAAAUGCACGAAAGUGAUAUAUCAGCUUUCACCUAUGAGAAGACCCUGGUUAUGGAGCAGCGCUCACAGAUGCUGAAGCAGAUGCAGCUCUCAAGGACUGAGCGGGAAAGAGAGAUUCAGAGCAUCACUGACGAAUCUCGUAGCUCCAUUCGGAGGAAGAACCAAACUGGUGCCCAGUGCUCAGGCUCAAGUAACCAGGGAGCUCCACUGGAGGACGAGAAGGACAAUGAGGUAGCUCAGCUCAUUCAUGACAAGAACACAGCGUCUCACGCAGCUCUGAACGACAAAGCAGACGCCACUCCUGACCGGGUCCACAUGACCUGGACCAAAGAGAAGUUAUUCACUGAACGCAAUCGCAACCGAGAGCCAAACACCAACAUGGGUGUGCGGGACCUGUUCAACAUGAAACCAGAGUGGGAGAGUCUCAAUCAGUCCAAUGUUCGCCGCAUGCAUACUGCUGUGAAGCUGAACGAGGUGGUGGUGAACAAGUCCCAAGGAGCCCAACUGGUUCUCCUCAACAUGCCGGGACCUCCGAAGAACCGGGGAGGAGAUGAAAAUUAUAUGGAGUUCCUGGAGGUUUUGUUAGAAGGCCUCAACCGGGUCCUGCUGGUGCGCGGAGGUGGUCGGGAGGUUAUCACCAUCUACUCAUAGACUCCCUUGCUGCCCUGAAAUCUCUUUGAAUAGAGUCAUAUUUUUUAACAGCAUGGCCAAGUAUUAAUGGCAAAGCUGGGACUGGGUUAGUGGCAUUAUGGAGGACUGUGGUGCGUCUGGAGAGACUGCGGGGAUUCGGCCUUUGUGACCAGAGAGCAGAGGAAAACCACUGAAGACGUCGUUUCAGGCAAGACGCAAGAGCACCACAGGCCAAAGGACGAAGCAGCAUAACGACACUUUAACUUGCGCUUGUUGAUUCUCUGUUCUGUUGUGUGAAUCUUUUCUUUUUCCUGAUUUUUCUCCCUGCCAUCCGUGUUCGUGUUCAGUGAAGGAUGUGUCAUUUCAGCAAGCUGUCUAUGGAAAUGUUUGAUGUGUGUACUAACAUCAUCAUCUGUUGUUGCUUUGUUGUUGUUGUUGUUUUUUUUAGCUUUUUUUAUGUAUUAUGGUUUUUUGAAGGAAUUGAUUUCUUUAAAAAAAGGUGCACAUGACCUGGCUGUGUCUGUUUCAUAGCCAUGGUUGGCUCUUUGCUGUUUGUUUCUGCAGCAACUUCUGUGUGUUUUUUAAGCCUGGCAGACAGGAUUUUAUUACUGUCGCUCUGUUUUGCUGCUGAUCAGCAGGAGGCAGUGUUAUAAAGUACUCAGCCGGGAUAGCACUGUGCACUACAGCAGCACUCAGCGUAGCUCUAGAGGCAAAAACUUAUUUUCAUAGAAAGUUUCUGAUUUGCAAACCGUUACAUUUUGCAUUCAAAUACAUUCACAUUAUAUUUUUUUUGUUUGGUUUCAUUUUUUUUUUGUUAAUGUGAAGAAAAAAUCUCUCUUUAUACUCAAAUCACACAUCGGGGUGCACAUCCUAAUUUUAUGUCAUUUUAUGAUGUUUUUGUAAGGGACUCCUUGUUUGUGAUCUGUAUCAGAGAUUCUCAAACUAAGGUUCAGAUUCACAUAUCAAGAGAGUAUUUUUUUUUUGUUGUUGUUCGCAAAUCCUAGUUGUGUCCGCUUUAGUGGUAUGUUUGUGUUUGUGUGUGUGUGUACACAUGUGUGUGUGUUGGGGCAGGGGGCAUUCAUUUUGAAGAAAGUUAGGAAUGUUAUUUUACUGAAUAUUAUUUAAUUGGAUUUGUGCAAUAUUUUUUUUUUCUUUCUUUCAUCUCAUCACCUACCAUUUCGUCAUUGUCAGCAUCCGGUUGCUUAGAGGUUUGUUAUUGUGAUCUUGUAUGGUAGUUCAAUACCAUCAGUGCUCCAGGAAUAUAGCCAUAGUAACAAUGAUGUAAGACCUUCAGCAGUCUCUGACCUCUACCAAAUUGAAGAUGCAAACCACGAAUCCUUAAGGGUUGUUGGAGAACCCUGUCGUACUGGCUUCAUUCACUGAGCUGCACUCGGUGUUGAUCUGGACAAUAUGGAGAACGUAUUAGAUUCUGCAAAAACUGCAAGCACAAUACAAUAUGUAUUCGAAACCAGCACAACAGGAAGUAAUCCACAAAGCUUUAAAGCAUUUUCCAACGGGUCAUAUGACAUGCCUGGCCUUCACUACCAAAGCUACUCGUUUCUGUUAUUUUGGAACAGCUCAUUUAGUUUCUGCCUUGACAUCCGUGUGUUAGUUUUAUGAGGUGAUCCCCUUUAAAUGGCAUGAACUUUUAGUUAUGUUACUGCUACAGCGGAUACCGGACGCGGACCAACUCGACUGAGUUGAGCACUGACAAUCACUGAAAAUAGAGCUCACAGGGCUUCUAAAUUCAGGCUGAAGAGUGUAGAAGAAAAGCCACAUGGACAGAUGGGGCAUACACUCUUAUUGUACAUGUCCACUUGCACAUUUGCCUUGACAUAUCUAUGCUAUUCAUUAAUAUCAGUGGAGAGAGCUGUGGCACUCUGGAAUACAUUUUCUCGAACUGGACCAAACUAAAUUCUAAUUAAAUACCCCUGGUCUAGCCAAUCAGGGAGGAGUUGGCUGGUAUGAUACCAUGAAAUAGCAGCUAAUAAUUGCAACAUCUGGAUUUCCAGAUUUAGAUUAAAAUGAGAUUGAAUAGUUAAACAUUUGAAAUCUUAAAAACAAAGCUGCCUACUUCCAGAGUGUCCAGUUGUUUUGAAAAAUGUCACAGACACCCACACACAGCGAGACGAGAGAUCUGGUACGGCAAAACGUGUUGAAGAAAAGUGCAAGUGGACUGGUACUGUUAAAAAAUUUUGGUGCUUCAAUUGUUUUUUUGAACAAUGCCAUAGCAGGACCACAUAAGGUUUGUUAUAGACAUGUCACGCAUUCCUAUUACAAACAUGAUUCAUUUUUAAGAGUGUAGCUACAGUCCAAGUGUGAGGAGCAAAUUCAUAAGAGAUCGUAAUCUUUCAACAGACGUGACAAGCUGUUAAUAAUUAAAUAAAUACUGUUAAGUAUAUUGAAUCCAUUGACAAUAUUUUUGUGCAGGUUUCAAGUUCAGAUUUGAAUCUAAUCUGAUGUAUUUGUAUGAAAGAUUUUUUUGUGUGCCAAAAGACAAACAAAGUAAGUGUUGUUUGUUUGUAUGUAUGUUUUUUUUUUCCUUUUUGUGUAAGCCUCUGUGGCUUAAUGCUUUCAUAGUGUACCCUAAAUCUGUUUUCUUAGUCAGUUAAUGGAUAAAAGCAUGAAUGCAAACCUUUUUUAAAUAAAGUACCAGUCAAAAGUUGUUUUUUUAUUUUAUUUUGUACAUUGUAGAUUGAUAGUGAAGACAUUAAGGAACACUGUGAAGGGACACAUAUGGGAUUACUGUAUGUAGUAGUAAUCAUUUUGCUUUGAUAGCAUUUUCUCAGCUUAAUGAGAGUUUUUCAGCAAUCCUCAGAGUUCUCAGAGGUGAUUUGUGGCGCAACUCACACCAAACCAUCUUAACUGGGUUCACGUUAAGUGAUUGUGGAGGCCAAUUACCUUUUUCACUAGUUCUCUACAACGCUCCAUGUGUUUCUACAUAGUUCUGAUGUAUUUAAUGUUAAUUUAUAGUAUAAAAUAUAACUAAAAAGUGAGAAGGUGUGUCCACACUUUUGACUGGUACUGUAUGUGUUUCUAUUAUAGCCACUUGUGUGAGGUGGAAUUGGCUAGAAUCUUCCUCUUGUUCAUGUUAUUUAUGAAGAAAAAUUGUAUCAGAAAGAGCGUUAUCAGUUUGUUUUGGUCCAGGUUGGCCCCAUUGGUUUGAGAUGCAGUACAGGCCUGAGUGGUGAAAAAGGGACACCUCACUGUAUAGAUUUGGACAGAUUCUUUUCAGCUGAUUUUUUUCUCUCUUCUUAGCUGUGCAGUAUUUUGUAACCAGAACGUUGUAUUUUUCUACAGUACAUUGUGAUGUCAUCAGAGAACCGUCCACAGAAAGCGAAUUCGUGGAAAGGACUGAAUUCUCUUUCUGUGGAGUUUACCAUCAAUAUCUACCCAUGCACUAGUUUACUUAGGCUUACUGUGGUGUCUGUGGUUGUAGUUUCUGCACUUGAGUUAUGUUGCUCUUAAGUGUUUUGACUGAAUUUAGUAGAAACUGUGUUUUUUAACAUGGGGAGGAGUAAGUGUGUAUGAGUUUGUUCAAUUGUUUUUUUUUUCUUAUUAAUCUUUUCUUUUUUUUUCUCUCUCUACACAUUGGAGACAUACCAUGCUGUUCUGGUUCAAAUUUAUCUGUUAUGGGACCAGGAUAAUAAAUGGGUUACAGUGAUGUUACGAAACCCUUGUUAUCACAAUAUUCCACAACAUUUCAUCACCAAAGAUUGUCACCGUAUAUCAGAACGUAAAGAGGGUUUUUGUUAUAAUUUUGAGUAAAAACAUGCUAAGAGUGAACUGUUGUGAGCUACUAAAGCAGAACCUGACAGGAGAUACUGACUGACGUCUGGCUGCACUGUUGUUUGUAGCUCUGUGUGAUUGCUGUCUCAUGUUAAAAGGUUAACAGGCCGCUUCUAUGACUGACUGGUUUAUUUAUACACAGAGGACACUUGUGUUGCUUUCUAUAACAGGAGACAUGGAAGAACAUUGUGACUGUAUGAAUCAGAGAAAGCACAAGAGAAGAAAACACACAGCAAGCUAACAAAGAAAAGGAUUUAGAAAUUGAUUUUACAGGUGAGCGUCUAAAGACCUCUGGCGUUUUGAGUCUAAAAAAUAUUUUAAAAAACUGUGUAUUAGUCCAGUUACGAGGUUCACACUCGACCCAAACCCAUACGAGCCUUGUUCUUUUAAUGCUGUUCUGUUCCAGGAUUCAACAUCGGCACACAUUCUGCUAGGAGGAGACAUGUGGGUACACAAAUAGGAGGAGAACCCUUUAAGUUAAAUUUGUGCCUCUGAGUAAUUUAAAUAAAAGUGCUGAAACAUUA
This is a messenger RNA of Astyanax mexicanus (Mexican tetra), 7907 nucleotides long. RefSeq names its product solute carrier family 12 member 7b (gene slc12a7b). Gene Ontology annotation, molecular function: potassium:chloride symporter activity. Gene Ontology annotation, cellular component: membrane. The transcript has 26 exons. Gene Ontology annotation, biological process: cell volume homeostasis; chemical synaptic transmission; potassium ion homeostasis. Lineage: Eukaryota; Metazoa; Chordata; Actinopteri; Characiformes; Acestrorhamphidae. The record is from RefSeq and is a predicted model, not a curated record. Bases 247 to 3615 code for a protein of 1122 amino acids.